AUGAGGGUUCGACCGUCGCUCGUCUCUGUUCCCCCAGAAGUGCUGGAGCACAUCGCCUUCCUUACUGCAACAGACGAGUUCUUGGGCCCACCGUCUGCAAUCAUUCCGCUGCUGUCCACCAAUAAACGUCUUAACUCGUGCUUAUCGAUAAAGUCGAACACUCUUCUGUACUCACGUAUCUUCGCGGCAAAGUUUGAUGUAUCGCCCCCUUUACGCCGCCUUCGAUGUAGGCAGCCGUCUGCCGCUGCCUUGACUGAGGAGUUGCAGCGCCGAUGUUACUAUUUGAAGCGCAUGCGAGCACGAGUAGAUUCAACGGUUAAUCCCUUCGCAAAAGAUCGGGGUGGGGAUGAAAUCCUGCAGUCCUUGCUGUGGACUGCGUAUCUUAUGAUGUUGGAAAAUGAUGGAAAGAACGAACGACAACUGCGAGAUUAUGCUCAAAUCGAUGUUUGGCUGCGAGAAUUCUGGUUUGACGACCACGGCGCGUCGUGUGCGAAGUCAUCUAUACGGAUGGAUCAAUGGCCUCCGAAUAACGACAAGACGUCCCUAGGCAUGUGGUUAUUCUGGUUCCUACUCAAACCUGACGAAUAUAUGGACGACGAACACUCCUGGGAUGUUGUAAAUACUUUGAAAAUCUUUGCGCUUGGAGCGCACCAGUACCAACUUACCUCCCCGAGCUGGGUCGAUUUCGUCCCAGACUCGCAUCAAAGCCGCUCGACCAGAACGAUGCAUUACCUGGGCUCGCUCCCUCUCCUCCCCGCGCCCCUGGCAGCUCCGGCUAUUCUCGCGUUCCUAACUCUCGUCAAUAAAGUAUUGGGUUCACCAACAACCAUGAGCUAUUCAGUAAUAACAUCGCCGUCGCUUUCCGGUAUCCCCUCCAAGAGCCUGGAGUGGGAGUGUGAAUGGGGCCGUUGCCUCAGCCUUGGUCAUGCAGAAUACGAUAGAUUUCUCACGGCUUCAUACAAGCCCGGUAGUAUCGAGGGCAUAUGGGAAGGAAUGUUCACUUAUACCGAAUUUACCGCAUAUGCCGCAUUGUUAUCAGGGGCUCCUCCGCCGGUGUUACAGAAGAGCAUGGUUGUUCGACAUCGACAAACAUGGAAGCUCCGCGAGUAUCACCUUCUCUCUACGGAAUCUUCUAGCUUCAGCUCUGGGAUUUAUGUUGACGCAGACAACAUCCACCCUUUACCCGCAGGAGACCCUUUGAAAUCCUACUUUCCCACUGGUACCCAUAUCAGCGAACACUCUGGGAGAAUAGAAGUGAGAGAGCCGCACAGCCAAGACGUAGUCGUUUAUCGAAGAGCAACAUCUGUCGUGACUGAUGGGAAUAACCAAAGUGCCUGCGGUACCCCAUGUGUUCUAGACGUCAUAAUCACUGGAGAGGGUCACUCGGCAUGGGGACAAUUCAGUCUGGUAGGACGCGUUAGACCUUGUGAUGGCUUCAUCAGCCUAUGUAAAGAAUACGUCGAUGGUGAUCGGGGAAAGUGGCUAUAUAGAGGAUACCUUGUGGGAGCGGCUAACGGAAAUCUCGCUGGUCGUUGGCGAGAUACGCUGAGCCCGGCCGAGGUGCCAGGAUACGAGGGUUGCUUCACGAUGAGUAGAAGGCGGUGA
Molecule: messenger RNA, 1605 nt
Organism: Pleurotus ostreatus (oyster mushroom)
Lineage: Eukaryota; Fungi; Basidiomycota; Agaricomycetes; Agaricales; Pleurotaceae
Exons: 6
Coding region: 1-1605 (534 amino acids)
Source: RefSeq, a predicted model, not a curated record